Malaya genurostris is the source of this 573-nucleotide messenger RNA. RefSeq lists its product as uncharacterized. The transcript has 4 exons. NCBI's taxonomy places the organism in Eukaryota, Metazoa, Arthropoda, Insecta, Diptera, Culicidae. The coding region runs from base 1 to 573 and encodes 190 amino acids. The record is from RefSeq and is a predicted model, not a curated record.
AUGCAUGUGCUUAACGUGGGUGUUCGUCUUGCACCCCCUAGAAACGCGACACUCAGAAAUGUUGUAUUAUGCGCGCGCUUCAAACAAUUAAUUGCCGAAAAGGCAGCUACAUGCAUAUCACCGACUUCCAAUACUUAUGUUAUACAGUUCCCAGCAGGAUUAAACUGUACAUUUGGCAAAAGUAAGGCUGAUUUCUAUGGAAAUUUUACUGUCACGGAGACAAUCCAGGAACCACUAGAGUUAAUAGUUAUUACGAAUCGGUGCAAUCUGAACAUGAGAACAUGCGAGACGUUCAACAAGUUAACACUUACUCGCAUCUGUUCAUACAUUAACGACGAUAAAGGAAUUUUCGCAUCUUUUUUAAAAAGUUUGGAGCCGGACUUUCGUUGUCCAAUAAAACCAGGGGUGUACUUCUUUAAAAAUUCUACUAUAGACCUAUCAAUUUUUACAAUGUUUCCACUGGAAGGAUACCGAUGGCAAAGCAGCAUAAAACUCAUUUCGAAGAGUGCGUCAAAAAAAGAAAUAUAUUGUCUGAAUUCCCAAGCUUCUAUGAUUUGGGUAAGAAAACCCUGA